Meloidogyne enterolobii is the source of this 537-nucleotide messenger RNA. Lineage: Eukaryota; Metazoa; Nematoda; Chromadorea; Rhabditida; Meloidogynidae. The record is from the annotation of a GenBank genome assembly.
AUGAUUUUUCGGCAAGUUAUUCAAUGCUGGUCGCAAAUACCCACUCCAAAGAAGAAUAGUUUCGAACACGAAAUAGUUGGCUGCAAAUCAAAAUUUAUUGACGAAGUCAAAGAUAAUCCAAAUAUGCCUAUUGCUAAAACUACAGCCAUUCGACGAACACUUGAAAACAUCUCGGAUAAAUUUGAUAAAAUUGCAAAGGAGCUAAUACCUGGAAGUCUGGAUUGGCCAACUAUUGUUUAUGUCGGUAAAGUAUAUGACCAGACUGAAACAUUCUCAAAUGAUCUCGAUUCCUUGUUCGACAUUGUAAAUUCAACCUUGUACGAAGCAAAGCUUAAAUUAAAAAAUGAAAUCGCUAAGGCAGAAAAAACAAAUGACGAGGAAGAUUGGAUUGCUGUGGAGAUGGCUGCCUAUGAAUUUAUUAAAACUUCAACUGCUGCAGUGUUUUUUGAUGAGGAAUACCAGUUGGCUAAAAAUUCAUAUCUUACUUACCUUUUCAAAGGACGUAUGGUUUUGAAAAUAAAUGGAGAAGGGCAUUGA